AAAGCAACCUUUCAGGCAGUCUUGAUAAAUUACCUUUCUGACAAGUCAAAUAAUUGACCGUGUGCUUGCUUGAAACACUACUAUAAGCGCCCGUAGUUCGACGCCAAUACAAUUGACCUGUUGGUUAAAUAUGGUACAGUCGGCGGUAGAUGUUAUCAAGCAGUGAUGCAAUACGUGCCGUUUACUGACUUGUCUAGGUACCUUAAUAUAUACAGUAUUUCUAUAACAUACCAUUUAGCCACGGUAUUCACUCCUCCAUUACUAGGUACGCUGGCGUAUGCUCUUUUAUUGAUACUGGCGGGUAUCUAGACUUUACAGAGCGCGUACCUUACUAGGUCUUGCAAAACUCUAGACAUUGAGUAUCUGAUGUUAUUUUCACCUAAAAGACUCGCAUAUUUUAUUUACGUAAUGUUGCGCGAAAUGGUACGCCGUUUCCCUACAUCUCAUUUCAGGCCGAUCAGAACGAACAGAGACCGCCCUAGAGCGGAACGCUCUGUAGAUUCGGCUCAAGCCCUUUGCUAUGGGGAAACAUCAGGCAACUCGAACUAUGUCGUGAAUGACCCUGGUGGUAAUGUACUCACCACAGAGCGCCGAGGGACUCGGGAUACGGGAGUUAACACAGAUUCCAACGACGUUCGAGAAAACCCAAUACCUAUCUCUAUUGCCGAGCGCGAUGCGAUCAUAGAUACCCUCACACGCGAACUUGAAAAGGAACACCAGGCCCGUGUUCAAGCAGAAAACGAGACUCGACAACUGAAUAGCAAGUUGAAGUCUAUACAAAUUAAAUGGAAGCGAACAGCCAACAAGUUGGACCAGAUUCUCUCGCAGUCUCAGGGGUUCAGCCAAGUCACCGACGAAGAAUUGAAAGAAAUGGCCCUGCAACUACGAUACAACAUACGCAACUUUGCCAUUCAAUAUUUCGGUGAUCCCGUCGGGUACCGUAGAGCUGAGACAUAUCCUGACUACGUGUAUUACUUGCCAGAAUACUACGAGUUGUAUCUCACACGACCAGAGAAUUAUCCUACAGUGGUUCAAGCUUUUUUAUGGGACGUGUUGACGUACAAGAUAUUCAACCGGUUCCGAUGGGCUGGGUGCAUGUCCAGCAGCUUUAACACAUUUUGGUCCCGUUUAUUUAUUAGGAGAAAUACGAAUGAUACAAUGGCACACACGACAGGACAGAAACUCCACGCUUGGCGCGCGACAACAGCGAACCUAGCCUCCGAAUGCUUGACUGAAAAAGAUCUGUCCAACAUCCAACAAAUAAAAGACGCCAUUAUACAUCGGAUACAUGAAGUGCUGAAGUUACUGUCGAACGGAACCUACGACGGCGACGUCGGCAGCAUAAUCGAUGACGCGAUUAAGUUAGACAAGAUGAUUAGCUCGCAGGUGGCCAUGGUGUCAUGGGAAUUCGGAAAGACCCUUGACGACGGAAGUACGGAAAACCCUCCUAGAUCAGAUAUGGGAGACAUAGUGGUCGUCUGUCCAGCUAUGCUCAAGCGAGGCAAGUCAAAUGGAGAAGAUUUUGAUGUCCAGUCUGUACUAUUGCCAAGGGAGGAGGGAUUCUGUGUGAGCGAGAAGUAUAAGAAAUAGUGGGCUAUUCUGAUAUCUGUUCUAUGCUACGAUGGUAGUAUUAUGUGGUGGAAUCUACUCUUAUGAUGGGGGAUGUUGGAGUCUAGGCAACCCGUGUAACCUUUGUGGCUCAGGGGUUCAGGGGUUCAGGGGGCCUGUGUACCCUUUGUAGUGGCUGACUAAGCCAAGUCAAUUUACUAGUGUCAUCGAUGAACAGGCAGGAACAAUCCUUUAUAUUUAUUUCCAUAGUUGAUUCAGAUUCAUUCGGACUCCCCGUCAC
This is a messenger RNA of Annulohypoxylon truncatum, 1849 nucleotides long. RefSeq lists its product as uncharacterized. Bases 367 to 1590 code for a protein of 407 amino acids. The transcript has 2 exons. The record is from RefSeq and is a predicted model, not a curated record. Lineage: Eukaryota; Fungi; Ascomycota; Sordariomycetes; Xylariales; Hypoxylaceae.